Messenger RNA from Cloeon dipterum, 1918 nucleotides. RefSeq names its product chaperonin containing TCP1 subunit 8 (gene CCT8). Gene Ontology annotation, biological process: protein folding. Bases 93 to 1730 code for a protein of 545 amino acids. Lineage: Eukaryota; Metazoa; Arthropoda; Insecta; Ephemeroptera; Baetidae. The transcript has 7 exons. Gene Ontology annotation, cellular component: chaperonin-containing T-complex. The record is from RefSeq and is a predicted model, not a curated record. Gene Ontology annotation, molecular function: ATP binding; ATP-dependent protein folding chaperone; ATP hydrolysis activity.
UAAGAUUAGUUGGUGGCCGGUUUUUCUCUGAUGCUCCGAAUGCGAAUCGGUCACGCCCUCUUCCUUUUCAGUCAGUGAAGCGAACAGAAACAAUGGCGUUGCACGUGCCAAGAGCGCCCGGUAUGGCGCAAAUGCUGAAGGAUGGCGCCAAGAUGUACAGUGGCCUGGACGAGGUGGUGUACCGCAAUGUGACAGUUUGCAAGGAGCUGGCACACGUCCUGCGCAGUGCUUAUGGUCCAAACGGCAUGAACAAAAUGGUAAUCAAUCACCUGGAGAAGCUGUUCGUGACCAACGACGCCGCCACCAUCAUCAAGGAGCUGGACGUGGAGCACCCAGCCGCCAAAAUGGUUGUGCUCGCUUCGCAGAUGCAGGAGCAGGAGAUCGGCGAUGGCACCAAUUUUGUCAUUGUUUUUGCUGGAGCCCUCCUUGAGGCUGCCGAGGAUCUCUUGCGAAUGGGUUUGACACCAACAGAGGUGGUGGAAGGCUACGAAAUGGCGCUGGAGAAGGCAUUGGAAAUUCUCCCCACGCUUGUAUGCAAAGAGGUUAAGGAUCUGAGGGACCACGCUCAGGUGGCUGAGGCGAUGAAGGCUGCUAUUGCCAGCAAACAGUUUGGCCACGAAGACUUCCUCACCGACUUAAUCACCAAGGCCUGCGUCUCCAUCUUGCCAGACAGCACCACAACCUUCAACGUGGACAACGUUCGCAUCUGCAAAAUCUCAGGCUGCGGCAUUUUCUCGUCCCAAGUGGUGCCUGGAAUGGUGUUCAAGCGCUUUGUUGAAGGCAAUGUCUCCAAAAAGACUAAUGCCAAGAUUGCGCUCUACACCUGUCCUGUGGACAUCAUGCAGACUGAAACUUCCGGCACAGUUUUAAUUAAAUCAGCAGAUGAGCUGAAAUCGUUCAGCCGUGGUGAGGAGUCGCAGCUGGAGGACCAAAUCAAGGCGAUCAAGGAGUCUGGUGCAGAUGUCGUCGUCGCCGCUGGCAAGUUUGGCGACAUGGCGCUCCACUACCUCAACAAGUACGACAUCAUGGCUGUCAGACUGACCAGCAAGUUUGAUCUGCGCAGGCUGUGCAAGGCUACCAGCGCUACUGCUCUUCCACGACUGACGCCCCCUAACAAGGAGGAAUUGGGCUUUGCUGACUCGGUCCUUGUGGAUGAAGUUGGAGACACUGGAGUGGUUAUUUUCAGGAUGGGUGAAGGUGGAUCAAGGAUUUCCACAGUUGUUGUCAGGGGUGCCACUGAUAACUUCAUGGAUGACAUUGAGAGGUGCAUUGACGAUGGAGUCAACACUUAUAAGGGCCUUACGAAAGACAACAGGCUGGUUCCUGGUGCAGGUGCAGUAGAAGCUGAACUCAGCCUGCAGGUUGGUCGCUUUGGCGAAGCACGCGCUGGUUUGGAGCAGUAUGCUAUCCAGAGAUUCUCAGCGGCUUUGGAGGCGCUACCCAAGGCGCUUGCUGAAAAUUCAGGAGUCAAGGGUACGGAGCUGUUGGCCAAGCUGCAGGCUGCCCACGCUCUGGGCCAGUCGGCCAGCGGAAUCGAUGUUGAUACGGGAGACCUUCUCAAUGCGACCGAGGCCAAGAUCUUCGAUCUCUUCGUCACCAAGUACUGGGGACUUAAGUACGCGACUAAUGCGGCGUGCACCGUGCUUAAGGUCAACCAGAUCAUCAUGGCCAAGAGAGCUGGUGGGCCUGCCGCCAGGGCACCUGGUGGCCAGGACCAGGAUGAUGACUAGAUUAAAAUUUUCUUUUUGCCCGCCGUGCUGCACAUUUACAAGAGAAUCUUCAAAGACAUUCUGUUCAAGCCACACUUAUUUGCAGGCCUAUUUUAUAAUUUAUUAAUAUUUCCAAUGAGAUAUGUUUUCAGCUGUGCAGAGACACUGUGAAUUUUUCCGUCAUAAUAAACUCUGGAAUAACAAAAAAA